CGAUUCGAAGCAGCGGUCGCCAUAAGCAUGCUGAACCGCUUCUCGAGCGCCGUGCAGACGGCUGUGUCGGGCGCGGCGUCGGCUGCCGUUUCUGGCGCGCAGAACCUACAAGGCAUGCUGAGCGAGGAGUAUCUCAAACACUACGAAACACCUAAGGACUGCACGGCGUCAGGCGGACACGAGCUGUCAUGGAAGAUCUUCCCUGCCGUGCACCGUAAGACUAACCACGAGUACAGCGUGUUUCUUUUUGACAAGGAAGACCUUAAGAAGCUCAAGAGCAAAGAGGCACAGGACCGUGUGCUAGAAAUCUUGCGCCAGGAGAUGAAGACACUGCGUGUGCUGCGUCACCCUCACGUCCUUAAGGUGGAGGAGGUUUUUGAGGAGAGUCGUCGCUCUCUAUGCUUCGUCACAGAGCGCGUCACGUGCUCACUAGCAAAUGCCUGUAAGAACUUCACGAACAUCGCCAACGUCACGCCCGAGGUGCUGGAGAUUGGCCUGACGGAGUUCGAGCUCGCUUGCGGGCUCAUGCAUGUGGGUGAGGCGCUUAGCUUCCUGCAUCGUGAAGGACGUCGCGUACAUCUCAGUCUGGGCCCGAGCAGCAUCUUCAUUACGCCCAAGGGCGAGUGGAAGCUCGGCGGUAUGGGCUUCUGUAGAGUCGUAGAGCCUGGACAGACUUCACGCAGCGAAUAUUACAGCUUCGACGCCUCAACGGGCGUAAGAAACCCCGCCACAGGAGCGAUUGAAGGAAGUUGGGAACCUCCGCUUGAGUACUGCGCCCCCGAACUGGUGACCGAGCCGCGUCAGUUCGAUAGUAAAGCGGAUAUGUUUACGCUCGGUCUGCUGGUGUACGAAUUGUUCGUCCCGCCUCGCGCGGAUGGAGGACGCAAUCCGGUCCUGGACGUACAUGAUGGCAACAAGAUGACUCAUGGCUACAAAGUGCAGUCUUUACACCCCAUUUCGUUCCCAACGUCCGUACCCACUGCACUCCAGAACACCAUCCGCUCAUUGCUGUCGCUGGAGCCUGAGAAGCGUCCUGAAGCCCGUGCAUUCCUCGCGUCGCCGUUUUUCGACUCAGGUCCCAUUAAAACGCUGCGUAUGCUGCAAAGUCUCGUGGAGCAGGAGCCAGCAGCUCAGGCCAAGUUCCUGACGACGCUGCCUGAUGCUAUCGAUGGCUUCUCGCCUCGAGUGCUGCGUGAUAUGGUCCUUCCUGGGCUUCAGUCAGUGGUAAUAAACAAGGCUGUGGCUCCGUUCGUGAUCACUCCACUGCUGAAGAUUGUGGCCAAGGUGGACAAACAAACGUUCUCGUACUCCAUCGCGCCGAUGAUGGUCUCUCUGCUCGCUAUUACUGAGCCCGUGCAAUGUAUGCUCAUGUUCGUGUCGGAGCUGGAGGUUCUCAUUCCGAAGGCUGAAGAAGGCUACAUUCGUGAUCAUAUUGUACCCAUGUUGUGUCGCGCUUUGGACAGCACUGUACCUGAAAUCUUGGACACGGUACUUAAUAAGAUUGUGGAUCAAGCCAGUCUAUUCGAGUACCGUAUCUUGAAGCAGGUGAUCUUGCCGCGUGUGAACAAACUCAUCCUGACUCCUCCUCAGCCGUCUGUGAGGAUAAACGCGUUGCUGUGGCUGGCCAAGUCGUUCCACGUGUUCGACAAGGAUCUACUGAUUGAAAGCGCACUGCCCACUUUGGCACAAACGCUUCAUGAAGACAAGACGCCUGCUGCGUGCAUGUGCAUUCUGGGAUGUUACGAUAACCUCGGCAAGCACCUAGGUCCAGAGUUCACUGCCAAACUGAUUAUUCCUGCCGUGGCUCCGCUGUUGUGGGAGCAGACGCUCAACAACUCGCAGUUCGACAUGGUGUGCGAAAAGAUUCAGGACAUGCUGAAGGCUGUGAUUAGCGAGCGAGACAAGUCGUUUACUUCUCAGAGCUCCGUUAGCUCCGUAACCACAGGAAUCACGGCCGCUUCGGGAUUGUCAGAUGCUGUUCGCGCUGCGGAGGCUUCGAAGGAGCGGGAGUCAGGUGUUGCUGCAGCUAACAAAUUACUGUCCGAAGAAUAUGUCCCCAAGAAGAAACCGGAGCCCGAAGCUAGUCAAAGUCAGAGACCCGAUCGAUACUCGGAUGACCCGUUUUAUCUAGGUAACGCCGGCUCUUCUUCUAGCAGCAGAACACAGAGUACCAGAACGGAGCGGCGGGACUCGGAUGGUCGCCGCGAGUCUGGAGCAGAAAGAGCGGAAUCGUUCUCUGCACGUCGUCGUGCUGGCAAGAAGGGAAGCGCUAGAUCCAAUCGCCGCGCGGGCAAGAAGGACGAUGGAAAUGCUGAUUUGCUUGGCAUGGACGCGGGCGCUACUAAGUCAUCUCCAACGUCGAAUGACCUUUUCGAUACAGGAAACCUGCUCACUGCUCUGCCUCCUGCCCCCGCACCAGCCCCAGGCUCGAGUGGUGGCGGCAACGCCAUGUUUAAUGGUACGAGCAUGGGCAUGAGUGGUGGUGUUCAGGCUGGCGCCUCGACGUACACCAGCCAGAACACGAUGGGGAUGCAGUCCAAUCCGAUGGGUCAGCAGCAAGGAAUGGUGCCCUACGGUCAGAAUAUGGGCAACGGAAUGAUGAACCAGCAGCAGCAGUUAAACCCAGGCAUGAUGCAGAUGACGCCGUACGGAAUGCAGCAGCAGGCGCCUCUCAGUGGUGGCGGCUACGGCCAAAACAACAUGGGACUUGCUGGUCCAGGUCAGAUGCUCCAGAUCCAAGCGCCCGGUUACGAUCCGUACGCACCCCAGCAGCAGCAAAGCGGAGACAAGUUUAGCGCCUUCGAUGGGCUUUAG
This is a messenger RNA of Phytophthora infestans T30-4, 2814 nucleotides long. Its product is annotated as protein kinase. The record is from RefSeq and is a predicted model, not a curated record. Gene Ontology annotation, biological process: protein phosphorylation. Gene Ontology annotation, molecular function: protein kinase activity; ATP binding. Lineage: Eukaryota; Oomycota; Peronosporomycetes; Peronosporales; Peronosporaceae. The transcript is spliced from 2 exons. Bases 28 to 2814 code for a protein of 928 amino acids.